GAGAUGGCGCAGAAAGGAGUUCAGCUGGACCGGGAAACCUUCUCUUGUUCCAUCUGUCUGGAUCUACUCAAUGAUCCCGUGACUACUUCCUGUGGACACAACUACUGCAUGAACUGUAUUAAAAGCCACUGGGAUGGAGAGGACCGUAAGAAUAUCUACAGCUGUCCUCAGUGCAGGCAGACGUUUACACCGAGGCCUGUCUUGCUGAAAAACACCAUGUUAGCAGAUUUAGUGGAGGAGCUGAAGAAGACUGGACUCCAAGCUGCUCCUGCUGAUCACUGCUAUGCUGGAGCUCAAGAUGUGGCCUGUGAUUUUUGCACUGGGAGAAAACUAAAAGCCAUCAAGUCCUGUCUGGUCUGUUUGGCCUCUUACUGUGACCAACACCUCCAGGCUCAUUAUGAUGUUCCUCAAUUAAAGAAACACAAGCUGGUGGAGCCCUCCAAGAAGCUCCAGGAUAAUGUCUGCUCUCGUCAUGAUGAGGUGAUGAAGAUUUUCUGCCGUACUGAUCAGCAGCUUAUCUGUUAUCUCUGCUUAAUGGAGGAACAUAAAGGCCACGACACAGUCUCAGCUGCAGCAGAAAGGACUGAGAGGCAGAAAAAGCUCAUGGGGAGUCAACAAAACAUCCAGCAGAGAAUCCAGGACAGAGAGAAAGAUGUGAAGCUGCUUCAACAGCAGGUAGAGGCGAUCAAUGACUCUGCUGAUAAAGCAGUGGAGGACAGCGAGAAGAUCUUCUCUGAGCUGAUCUGUCUCAUGGAGAAAAGAAGCUCUGAUGUGAAGCAGCAGGUCAGAUCCCAGCAGCAAAGUGAAGUGAGUCGAGUCAAAGAGCUUCAGGAGAAGCUGGAGCAGGAGAUCACUGAGCUGAAGAGGAAACAUGCUGAGCUGAAGAAGCUCUCACACACAGAGGAUCACAACCAGUUUCUACACAACUACCCCUCACUGUCACCAGUCAGCCAAUCUACAUCCAGCAUCGAUAUCUGUCCUCUGAGCUACUUCGAGGACGUUACAGUGGCCGUGUUAGAAGUCAGAGAUAAACUACAGGACGUUCUGAGAGAGAAGUGGACAAACGUCUUACUUGCAGGGACUGAAGUGGAUGAUUCACUGCCACAACCAGAACCCAAGACCAGAGCUGACUUCCUAAAAUAUUCACGUGAAAUCACAUUGGACCCAAACACAGCAUACAUACAUCUGUUAUUAUCUGAGGGGAACAGAAAAGCAACAAGAAUGAGACAACAACAGUCUUAUUCUAGUCAGCCAGACAGAUUUAUUGGAUGUUCUCAGGUCCUGAGUAGAGAGAGUCUGACUGGACGUUGUUACUGGGAGGUGGAGAGGAGAGGAGUAGGAAUUUGUGUAGCAGUUGCAUACAAGAAUAUCAGUAGAGCAGGGAGCUGGUAUGAAUGUGUAUUUGGAUUGAAUGACAAAUCAUGGGCGUUACGUUGUGACAAAAAUAGUUAUUCACUUUGGUACAACAAUGUCCAAACUCUGAUCUCAGGUCCUGUGUCCUCUAGAAUAGGAGUGUACCUGGAUCACAGUGCAGGUAUUCUCUCUUUCUACAGCGUCUCUGAAACCAUGACUCUCCUCCACAGAGUCCAGAUUACAUUCAGUCAGCCGCUCUAUGCUGGACUGCGGCUUUAUUAUUCUCCUGGAGGAACUGCUGAGUUUUGUAAACUGAAAUAGACAGAAGUCAUUUUUAGGGUUAAUCUCUGUCUCCAUGUUUUUAGUUGAGAGAUGAUUGGUGUGGCAUUUCUUCACUGCUCAUGAUGAUGUUUGUUGACCUGAACUGAGAAUGAAAACUUCUCUGCUCUCUAAAUGUUUGAUGAAUAUUUGUAUCGAUGUAUUUGUAUGUUGUUGUUUCUCUUCCACAACAUGUGUCUGAAGAGAGAAAUCACCAGACCUCCUUUAUCCUCUAUACUUUGUUCUCUUUAUGGACGUUUGUACAGAAAUAUGUAAUCACAUGUAUCUGUUUAUCCUGAUCAUAAUCAAAGAGAUUUUUCAUUAUUGUCUUUUAUGGGAUUAUUUUCUCCGGAAACCAUCACCUUAUCGUGGUGGAGAGUUUUUUGUGUCCCUAUGAACCUGAGGGCUGUGUUGUCUGGAGCUUGGUGCUCCUGGUAGGGUCUCCUAUGGCACAGUGGUCUUAGAUGAGGGGCCAGAAAAAGAAUGGUUCAAAAACCCUAUGAGUAAACGAGGAAGAGGUAGAGUUACCCUGCCCGGAGGAAGCCCAGGGCCCCUGUCUGGAGCCAGGCCCAGAUGGAGGGCUCGUCAGCAUGCGCCUGGUGGCUGGGUUUGCCACAGAACCCGGCUGGGCACAACCUGAAGAAGCAACGUGUCACCUCCCUCUCCAUCCCAUGGGCCCACCACCUGUGGGGUCAGGGGUCGGGUGUGCUGCCACACGGGUGGCAGUGAAGGUCAGGGGCCUCGACGGACCAGACCUGGGCAGCAGAGGCUGGCUCUGGGAACGUGGAACAUCACCUCUCUGUUGGGGAAGGAGCCGGAACUUGUGCAGGAGGUAAAACUCUACCAAUCAGAUCUGGUUGGGCUUACCUCUACAUACAGUCUCGUUUCUGGAACCAUACUCCUGGAUAAGGGUUGGGCUCUUUUCUUCUCUGGAGUUGCCCAGGGUGUGAGGCGCUGGGCGGGUGUGGGUAUGCUCACAAGCCCCCCGGCUGAGUGCCGCUACGUUGGAGUUUACCCCGGUUGAUGAGAG
This is a messenger RNA of Perca fluviatilis (European perch), 2701 nucleotides long. RefSeq names its product tripartite motif-containing protein 16-like. The transcript has a single exon. The record is from RefSeq and is a predicted model, not a curated record. Gene Ontology annotation, molecular function: protein binding; zinc ion binding. Bases 4 to 1674 code for a protein of 556 amino acids. Lineage: Eukaryota; Metazoa; Chordata; Actinopteri; Perciformes; Percidae.